Molecule: messenger RNA, 673 nt
Organism: Eurytemora carolleeae
Lineage: Eukaryota; Metazoa; Arthropoda; Copepoda; Calanoida; Temoridae
Exons: 2
Coding region: 41-592 (183 amino acids)
Source: RefSeq, a predicted model, not a curated record
GAAAAAUUCGCAAUCAUUUCAAAUUCACAGAAAAGUUACGAUGACAUCUAAAGCUGAUACUAAAGUGAUUGUGGAUCCUGGACAAGAUGAUCUCAAAUAUAAGAAAGCUCACACCUUUUCUGACGCAGGAAGCUUCUUUCCUCUCCAUCGAAACCUCUUUAUCAUGAACAUCUUCUUUUUCAUUGUUCUAAUUGUGUGCGGUGUUCUUCUGAUACUUUGUGGAAACUAUGGAAACACUGGAUACUUCUCGUUCAUGUCACUGACAAACAAAUACCCUGGAGUUGCCGUUGCAGAUGAAGUGACAACCGCUUUAACCCUAGAACUUCUUCAACUGUCCUGUUGGAUCGGAGGUUUUUGCUUUAUUUUCUUCUCAUUUAUAUCCCUCUACAAAACUAUAGUCCUGUAUAAGCUGAUGUUGGCUCGCAGACCUUGGGAAAGGGAGCAAUGGAACCAACCAAGAAAGGAUGGAGAUAAUAUACUAAUUAAUGGAAAAGUUAGAGAUAAAUCUCUGAAUGAACAGGUUGAAUAUCUGAACCCAGAACAGAAGCGAGACAUGAAUCUACAUUUUAGACCAGUGGUUGAACCUAAGUGAAUGAUGCCUUUAUUUUAAAAGUUAACGUGAUUUUUUGUUCUUAAAAUAAACAUUUAAGGUUAAUAUAUGGAAAUUACUUUC